Messenger RNA from Stylonychia lemnae, 2859 nucleotides. Lineage: Eukaryota; Ciliophora; Spirotrichea; Sporadotrichida; Oxytrichidae. The record is from the annotation of a GenBank genome assembly.
AUGGAUAAUAGACGCAGACAGUAAGUAUCUCGUUCACAUUAAUUCUCUUUCACUAGAUUUGAGGAAUCCCUCAAGCAAAAACUCUCACAGAAGUGCUAAGCCAAUCAAUCAGAGGAACAGUUCCUGAUUAAGAGCUUCAAGUUCUUCGAUUUCUCCAACAGUGGAGAAGUUGAUUUCCCAACUUUCUAGAGAGCCAUCGCAAAGAUGGGAGUAGUAGUCGAUGAAGAAGAUCUAGAAGUUUUUUUCAGAGCUUAUGACAGCAAUGGUAAUGGGAAACUAGACUAUAAAGAAUUCUCAGAUAUUGUUUUCAACAGAGCCUAGGCAUCUGGCUCAGGCAACGCAAGCCAAGGCAGACAGUAGGCAUCCACUUACAGAGGACUUAGAGAUCCUAAGCCAUACAUCGAAGCAAUUAGAGACAAGAUCAAGCAGAGAGGUGCUAGAGGCAUCAUAGGACUCCAGAGAGUCUUCAAGAUAAUGGAUGACAAUAACUCUAAAAGUUUGGACAAACAAGAGUUUAAAAAGGCUGUUAGAGACUUCAAAAUCGAUAUUCCAGAUGAAUACAUUGAUAUUAUCUUCGCCGCCUUCGAUCUCAACAGAGAUGGAACUAUUGAUUAUGAUGAAUUCCUUAGAAUCAUUAGAGGAGACUUGACUGCACCAAGACUUGCACUUGUGAAAAAGGCUUAUGCUAAGCUGGACAAAGAUGGAUCAGGCUCAGUAGAUAUUGAAGACAUUAGAGACGUUUAUAACACUUCACGUCACCCAGAUGUUAUUUCAGGCAAGAAGACUAGCGACUAAAUCUUGGUUGAGUUCUUAGAAACAUUCGAGAUGCAUCACAAUAUUUAAAACGAUGGCAGGCCAGAUGGUACCGUUUCUCUUGAUGAAUUCGUGGAGUACUACACCAAUGUGUCAGCUUCUCUUGAUAAUGAUGAAUAUUUUGCCAUCAUGAUGAAUAACUCAUGGAAUCUUUCAGGAGAUGCUAACACAUACAAAAAGCAAGAAAAGGGCUGGACUAAUGCUGAGAAAAAGAAUGCUUUCGUUGGUCAGCCACAUCAAGGAUACAAAUCAGGUGCAGAUGCUGUCAAGAUGGUUGCCUAAAGAUCAGGUAUGAUGAGUUCUGAGAACCCAUUGAGCACAACCACUAGAUACUACAAUAACAACUAUGAAUCUAAGAGGCAAACACCCAGUCUUGCCAACAAUGAGAGAAACUAUGGAGAGCAAAAGGAUCACUACUAAAAAACUGGAGUCCAAAGCAAGAACAACCCAUUCACUCAAAACAAUGAAACUCAUUAUAAUGGUUAUCAUGGUAAGAAAGUUGAUGAAUACGUUGAUAAGCCACAGCCAAAGCAACCUAAGUAUAAGACUUAUAUGCUCUAGAGAAUCAGAGAUAAAUGUAUCUCAAGAGGUGAGAGAGGCCUAUUUGGUUUGAAGAGACUUUUCCAAACUUUCGACACUGAUAAUAGUGGUCAACUUGACUUCAAAGAGUUCAAGAGAGCUAUUCUAGACUUCAAACUUGACGUUGAAGAAUAAGACAUCCAAAAUAUUUUCAAGAGUUUUGAUAACAAUGGAGAUGGCGUCCUUGACUUAUCAGAAUUCAUGGAAAUGAUGCUAGGUCAGCUUGAAGGUGCUAGACUUCAAGUAGUUGAUCAAGCCUUUGAUAAACUCGAUCCUAAUGGAACAGGCACUGUACAAUAUGCUAAAGUUAGAGAACUUUUUGAUGGAAAGAAACACCCAGAUGUAGGCAAUGGAAGAAAAACUGAAGAGGAGGCUGUUUCAGAUUUCCUUGAGAUCUAUGAAAUUCAUCACAAUACAUACAAUAACUUUGAAAAGCAACCAAAAGUGACAAGAUCAGAGUUCAGAGAAUUCUACAGAACCCUCAGUCCCACAAUUGAAGAUGACCUAGUCUACUUAGCUAUGGUCAAAGGAGUUUGGGGAGUAAAAGAAUACAGACCAGAUGUGACUGAAAGAAAUUUCGCUGGAGGAAAACCAGACGCUGUUAACUCUAGAGACAGAUAUAAUAAGGCUAACAGCAACAAGCCUCCCCCAUUCGGUGUCAGUCAAUCAGAAAAUCCAUAAACUUGGACUAGUAACAACUAGGCUCAACACAAGAGACCAUCUGCUCAAGAGCAAGAUAACAGAAUUGCUGGAGCCCCAACAAAGCAAUAAUUAUUUGUUCAAUAGCAAAACAAAUCCCAAGGUGGAGGAAGUCAAUAUGGAGGCAGUUAAUACGGAGGUGCUUCUCAAGUAGAGCUUUUAGAGAGAUUUAGAGAGAGAAUGGCAGCCAGAGGUGCUAGAGGUAUAAUGGGACUUAAGAAAGUAUUCAAGAUUAUGGAUGAUGACAACAGCGGUUUCUUAGACAUCUACGAGUUCAACAAGGCUCUUAAGGACUACAGAGUUAAUGUAAGUCCAGAGGAAAGCAGAAAGCUAUUCAAAAUCUUUGAUAUGAACGGAGACGGAAACAUCAGUUAUGAUGAGUUCUUAAGACAAGUCAUUGGAGAGAUGAAUCAAAACAGACAAAGACUUGUGAAGAGAGCUUUUGAUAAGCUAGACAAGAACGGAAAUGGUAUAGUUGAGCUUGAUGAUAUUAGAGGAGUUUACAACGCCAAGAACCACCCUGAUGUUAAGCUAGGCAAGAAAACUGAGGAUGAAGUGCUGACUGAAUUCUUAGAUACCUUUGAGGCUCAUUUUGAGCUUCUUCACCCAGGCAGUAGAGACAAGAAGAUCUCAUUCGAUGAGUUCGUUGAGUACUAUAACAACAUCAGCAUGUCAAUUGAUGAUGACAGAUACUUUGACCUUAUGAUGACUAAUGCCUGGAAUCUAAAUAACACCUCUUACAAGAAGGGCUGGGGCGCUGAGUAUUGA